Molecule: messenger RNA, 1241 nt
Organism: Medicago truncatula (barrel medic)
Lineage: Eukaryota; Viridiplantae; Streptophyta; Magnoliopsida; Fabales; Fabaceae
Product: 2-oxoglutarate-dependent dioxygenase 19
Exons: 4
Coding region: 45-1037 (330 amino acids)
Source: RefSeq, a predicted model, not a curated record
AAAAAGUUUAUAAAAACUUGAUAAAGUUUUAUUGCUCGAUAUUAAUGGCGAAAAUAAUACCAUCAUAUGCUCCAUCUCACGAGGCAUUGGAAAAUCUUAGUGUUACUUAUCUAGCUUCUGAUGAAGAAAUACCAACAAUUGAUUAUUCUCUAUUAUUAUCUGAUGGCACUAAUCAAAGAUCUAUUGCCCUUGAAUUGCUUGGCCAAGCAUGUGAGGAAUAUGGUUUCUUCUAUCUGGUAAACCAUACCAUGCCAGAUGAUGUACUCAACAAUGUAUUGAAACAAGUUUCAAAUUACUUUGAUCCAACAACAAUUGAGGAGAGAAUGAUCUACAGUAAAAAGGUUCCAUCAGAUAAAAUCCUAUGGGGCCUAAGUGCUGAUGAUGGGGAAAAUAGGGAAUAUCUCAAAGUUAUUGCACAUCCUAAAGAUCAAGCUUCUUCCAACCUAACCAGUCUCAGCAAAAUUAUUGAAGAUUAUAACAAAGAAAUGAGAAAGAUUGUAGUUGGAUUAGCAAGAUCAAUGUCAGAAAACUUAGGGUUUGAUGAAAACUACAUAGAGGAAGCAUUCAACAUGAAGUCAGGGUUUGAUGUAAUGGCCAUGAAUCUUUAUCCACCAAAUUCUAAAUCCAAGGGUGAUAUUGGUCUCCCUAACCACACUGAUCCUGGCUUUGUGGUAACCCUAGUGCAAGAUGUAAAUGGGGGUCUUCAAAUCCUAUCCCACAAAGGAACGUGGAUUAAUGUUUAUAUUCCCCAUCAUGCUAUACUCAUCCAGCUUGGUGACCAUCUUGAGAUCUUAACCAAUGGAAAAUAUAAGAGCCACGUCCAUCGAGUUAUUGUUAACAAGAACAAGGUGCAAAGGAUAUCUGUUGUUACUCUUCAUGGACCUUCGUUAGACAAAUUUAUUGUCCCAGGUACAGAAUUUGUUGAUGAUGAAAAUCCACAUAAUUACAUUGGAAUGACCUAUAAAGAAUCCUUGAAAGCAAAUGGGGGCAAUGAGAUCGGGGUGCAAUCAUCACUUGAACAAAUUAAGCUAGUGUAAUUAAUGAUAUAAUUACACACUCUCUUCAUAUACCCCACAGGAUCAGUGAAAAUAAAUAGCAUUUUACUUGAUUAAUUUACAAAAAAAAUGUAUGAAUAAGUUUGUUCUGACUUGCAUGUUAUGUUGGUCAUCCAUAUAUCUUGUACAUUGAUAUCCAUUCGUUAUUCUAGAAAGUAGCAAUAAACUCCACUUGUGAUGAUUUGU